Messenger RNA from Fopius arisanus, 2437 nucleotides. RefSeq lists its product as uncharacterized. Lineage: Eukaryota; Metazoa; Arthropoda; Insecta; Hymenoptera; Braconidae. The annotation marks the transcript as partial. The record is from RefSeq and is a predicted model, not a curated record. The transcript is spliced from 5 exons.
AUGGUAUCUGCGAUCUGCUGUCGGGUUUCUAUUUCAACUAUUCAACUUUUCAAUAUUCUACUGACGCUUAUUGAUGAUCGUCGAGACAAUGGGAAGCGCGUUUAUUAUAAAUCAAUCCGUAAAGAAAAUCGCUUGCUUAUGUUUCUUAUGAAAUUCAAACUUGGAAUUUCAUUUUGUGCACUUGGUUGUCUAUUUCAUAUCCAUAGUAUAUCUCAAGCAUAUGGGGGAAAAGCAACCGAUGCAUUUAUCGUUAAUGAUUCAGGCUUCCUAUCAUUAUUACAACCAGGGGACGAAGUAUUGGCUGAUAAAGGCUUCCCACAAAUUCGCUCGGAAAUGUUAAAACGCAACGCAAUUCUUACCAUCCCUCCUCACGCAAUGACUCCUCAAUUUACCGAAGAAGAAGUUGAAUGUACUUAUAACAUCGCAUCUGUACGGAUUCAUGUCGAGCGGAAAAUAAUCGUGCAAACACACGAGAUAAUCCUCGAGGACAGAUCACGAGCUAAUUAUCGCUGGAUACCACGAACUCAUCUGCUCAGCGAACCACAAAAGUCACAAAAGAAACAAUGGAUCAAACUAGAGGCCGGCAAGAUAACUGCCGAAAGAUUUGUCAAAACGGCAGCUUUUUUCUUGAAGAUAGCAAACAAAGAUCGAUUGCAUUAUACAGAUACUCUCCCUGAUGACUUCAAUCCAAUAACAAGCGAUGGCUAUGAAGCACGUGUGGCGACAAUUUAUAGCGAAGAACGAACGGCUGCUGAUGAGGAACAAAUACUGCUGUUGGUGAAUCCUAACGCUCGACAGCCAAGGCCACGCCCUCCACUUAGGGCUCAGAAUCAAGUUGCUGAAGGAGGAGCUAAUAGAGCUCGUCGGAUUGGAAGAGGAGCUCGUGUACGAAAUGGCGCUAUUAGGGUCGUAGGUAUGCCUGGGCAGGUUGCUGCACCCAGAGAGGGAGCGCAGGCUGAAGACAUGGAGAAUCGUGAAGCAGGGGGGAGCAACAGACGCAGAAUUGUUCGAGGUGGAGGUAACCGUGGUAGUGGACACAGACGCGGCAAUGAAGCUCAUGAUGCAAUUGCCCCAGCAAUAGAAAUGGAGGUUGUUGAACCCAUAGGCCCAAUAGGAGACGAACAUCCGGAAAACGACCAGGAUGUGGGAAGAGAAAAUGUAGGCGGAGAGGGUUUAGCUGUUCUACGCCAUGGGAUUAUUGCAGGCAUUCACAUGGAAAUCGUUCAGCCCAGAGCACCAGUGCAAGCUGAAGAUGUGGCAAAUUUUCAGGGAGUUGAAAGAGAAAAUGUCGGCUGGGAGAGGAUUCCUGCUGUGCUAGAUGAGAUUAUUGCGGAAACUCAGAUGGAGUUGCCUGAACCGAGAACACAAGUGACAGACAGAAAUCAGAUGAAUGAUGACGUUGUGGUAAGAGAGGUGGUUGGGGAGCCCAUAACACCACGAGGACCCGCGAAUCCGAGGAAUGAUGUGGAAGUAGGAGAAGAAAAUCGCGGCAGAGCGAGUGUUGCUGCAAUACUACAUGCUACAGGGACUCAGGUGGAGAUUCUCGAAAGUGAAGCACUAGUGGGAGCCGGAGUUCUCGGUAAUGUUCAGGAAGUCGUAGAAGAGGCGAUUGCUCUGAGAAUUCAGAGGGAGGUUGCUGAGCCCGAAGCACCAGUGGGAGCCGAAGUUCUGGAGAACCAUCAUGAAGAAGGAAGACAGAACGUAAACAGAGAGAGUGUAGCUACUGUGCCACCUCAAAAUGCUACAGGAACUCAUAUGGAGCUUGUUGAACCGGGAGUACCUCAGGAAACAGGAGAUCUAGAGAGAGGUCAGGUAGCAGGAAGAGAAAAUAUAGGCGGUGAAACUGUGACUGCUACACCGCAUGAGGUUGUGGCGGUAGUUGAGUUCAAUGUUGGAGAACCCAGAUCACUGGUAGGAGCAGGCGAUCCGGUCACUGAUCAGGUGGAGGGAAAUGGGAAUGCCAACAGAAUGACUGUAGAUACAGUACAAUCUGAGGCUGCUGCAGGAACUCAGAUGGAGCUUGUUGAACCCGGAGUACCACUGGGAACAGGAGAUCUGGAGAAUGGUCAGGCACUAGGAAGAGAAAAUAUAGGCAGAGAAGCCGUGACUGCUACACCGCAUGAGGUUGUGGCGGUAGUUGAGUUCAAUGUUGGAGAACCCAGAUCACCGAUAGGAACAGGAGAUUCGAACAGUCAACAGGUAGAGGGAAAUGAGAAUGCUGCUGCACCAACACGGUCACAUGAAGACAAUGGGCAACUUGGAGAUGAUGGAGGGGAUGCCAGUGUUGAGAGAGAGAGAAGAAUUGUCGAGAUGCCUUUGAAUAGAGCCUCACAAGAAGGGCGGCAUAUCGAGACGAAUGAGAGACCGUUCGAGGCUGCCGCAGGAUUGGAUGAACGUGGAGAUGUUGAUUUCAUCUAUCUAGAGGAGCUGGAUCCAG